CGGUUGACGUAUGCAUACUAAUGAUGAAUAACGCACUCCUAUUUAAGUGGCUUGUGGUAGCUUAUUUAAAGGAAAUGAUUAUUUAUUUUAUUAUUAACUAGAAACGAGCUUGGAUUAACAACAUCAAACCCGGAGUGUGCAUCAUGUCUUCACAAACGGGAUACCAACUUAUUUUAUGCGUGAUAUGUGGCCUGCUCACGAGCCUUAGUCAAGGCCAACCGGCUAUGUCAUGCACUACAUGUCCAGUUGGCUACACGUGCUCCAUGGUGAGACAUGGGACCGGCCGCCCGCAGCCAGGCUGCAUCACUAUGCAGGAGGCCAUUAUGCUAAACCAGGCAAUGCAAGGUGGUCCGUCUGGCCCCGGAACUGGUAUAUCGGUGCCAUCUACGCUCGGCGCCCCACAAAACACCAUGCCCGGUAUGGAGUGGGGUUCUAAUGCUCCAGGUGGCCAGGGAAGUGGCUUUGGCCAGCGGUUUAACCAAGGAAUAAUUGGAACCCCAGCUACAAUGUUCAACCCACAAGCUCCUAAUUCGUUGGCGUUUGGAGGAGCAAGCCAACCUGGUAUGCAGCUUAGAGGAACAGGCCAGACUGGGAUGCCAUUUGGAGCACCUCCUGGUCAAUUCUCCGGACAAACAGGUUUCGGCGGCUCGCCUGGAGGCUUCCCUCAAGGAGGUCCGAUGGUUGGAGGAUUUGGAGCUCCGCCAGGAUUUAUUGACCCAACAACUGGGCAAGGAUUUGACCAAGGACCUUUCCGUCGGGUAAAUGAUCAAAGCACGGGUACUAACCAUUUGCAUGAUCGUAGUGGUUCGGGCACCUCAGGGGUUGACGUGGGAUCAGGAUUUUCAGGCCAAGAUCAACAAAUACAAGGUGAAGUAUCCACAAUACAGGAAGACACCUAUGGCUACUAUUACAUGUUCUAUCCUGUGUCCGGUCAAUCUGGGAUACGAGUGAAUAUAACAAAGGGUGGAUUUUGCAGUCGGGGCUCACUGCCUACAAGUCCGCGUUGUGCAUAUAACUGUUAUUCUGACAUGCAGUGCCCCGGGGAUGAAAAGUGUUGCCCUAGCGGCUGCUCCCUGGGUUGUGCUUUAGCAACAAAUCCCACAGAACAGCCAACGCCGGCCCCUGUCGGUCCAGCGACCGGACUUGUGCCACAGGAAGGUGGCAUGCAAGCAUGUGUGUGGACGCUAUGGUGUCCCGGCCGUAUGGUCUGUAUACGAACCUGGUCCUCCUUCCGCGAUAGAUACAUUGAGCGUUGUAUUUCGGGCAUGCAAAUUAUGGGGAUGUUACGAUUUCCGCGACGGCAAAGACAGCCUCAAGCAUUUCGGGAUACCAGGCAACCCUGGCCGAGACAAACUGACCGUUCUUUCUUGGACAACACGCCUGAGUUAGGUAGGAGCAGUACAAGGACAUUUGAUACAUUUAAUGGAGACCCUAAUCCGGGUCAAACCACCUUUGAUUCAACUAGACUAGCUGAGAUACGUUCUACAAACAGACUGCAAAGCAAUACAUCUCCUAUAGACGAAUCGCUUGAAGCGUCAAUUAAUGUGGACGGCAAUGUUAAGCCACCACAAACAGGUAUCAUCAUGUCGCGGACCCGAGCGCCAUCAAGGAGAACAGACCUAGGUAAUAGCAGAGACGCGCAGAGAAAUGUUGUGUCGAGAGGCCAUGAUGCUGAACAACGUAAUCUACCAGCACAGCAAACGGACACAACACGCAACCUGGAAGCAACUGAUACCAUUUUGAAUGAUUUAUACGCUGACGGCCAAGGCAUUUUAGGUAAUGGCUUUGAUACAUCAGUGGCGGACACUGGUGGGUUCAAUUCGCCAAUAGCAAGUACGCCGCCUGGCAGUUUGUUAGAACGUAUUGAACAUCCUAGGUCAGCCCCCUCUGGACCAUCUGCGGCCCAAGUAAGUAACCCUGGGGCGUGCAUUACCUGCUCGAGCCAUGCUGACUGCAAACAAAACAUAUUCUCCUACUGCAUCGAUAAACCGGAAUGCGGAGGAAAGGUGUGUCACAUUAUAGCGCCGGGCGACCAAGUAUAAUGAACGCAAUCUGAACUAUGUCUCUACGUGGCUGAAUUGUUAACCAUUUAAAACUGUAAAAUACUCUUAAAUGCUUUAUAGGUCGAGUUCUUUUCCAUUUUGUCGUUCAAUUAUUUUAUGCAAAACACAUUCUACCAGCUAUAAACCAUUCUAUCAAUC
Molecule: messenger RNA, 2201 nt
Organism: Mya arenaria
Lineage: Eukaryota; Metazoa; Mollusca; Bivalvia; Myida; Myidae
Exons: 7
Coding region: 144-2042 (632 amino acids)
Cellular component (GO): extracellular region
Molecular function (GO): peptidase inhibitor activity
Source: RefSeq, a predicted model, not a curated record